Messenger RNA from Colletotrichum siamense, 7482 nucleotides. RefSeq names its product Highly reducing polyketide synthase FUM1 (gene FUM1-4). Lineage: Eukaryota; Fungi; Ascomycota; Sordariomycetes; Glomerellales; Glomerellaceae. Gene Ontology annotation, biological process: secondary metabolite biosynthetic process; fatty acid biosynthetic process. The transcript is spliced from 9 exons. Bases 1 to 7482 code for a protein of 2493 amino acids. Gene Ontology annotation, molecular function: phosphopantetheine binding; oxidoreductase activity; zinc ion binding. The record is from RefSeq and is a predicted model, not a curated record.
AUGGCAUCAGAUGGCCUCCCAAAAGAGGACAACACGCAAGCACCAAACGACAAUAGACCAACACCGAUCGCAAUCUGCGGCAUAGGCCUAAGACUUCCAGGCGGGAUCAACACCCCGACAUCUCUCUACAACUUCCUCAUCUCCCGCAAAGAUGCGCGCUCGAAACCAGACCAGCCGCGGUACGCAUCUGAAAACCACCACUUCACAGCAACCGGAAAGUCUGGGUCACUCCCGACGGAGGAGGGCUACUGGCUCUCCAACGACGAUGUCACGCGAUUCGAUCCCUCAUUAUUCUCGAUGAACCCAAAAGAGAUGUCAAAGCUUGACCCGCAACAGCGACUAUUAUUACAGGUGGUCUGGGAAGCGCUGGAGAGCGCUGCAGAAACGGAAUGGCAGGGCCAGAGGAUCGGUUGCUACGUGGGCAGCUUUGGAGAUGACUGGCGGGAGAUGCACGCCGUUGACACGCAGGACGACGGCAUGUAUCGUCUCACGGGGUACAUGGACUUCGUCCAGGCGAACAGGAUAUCUCAUGCCUUUGAUCUGAGAGGACCAAGCAUGACCGUUCGCACAGCGUGUUCAGCGGCAGGACUCGCUGUGCAUCUUGCUUGCCAAGCCAUCCGUGCCGGCGAAUGCGACUCAGCUGUUGUGGCAGGGUCCAAUCUCAUGCUGUCGCCAGGCUUCAGCAAGCUCAUGGCUGAGCAGAGCGUUUUAUCGCCAGAUGCAUCCUGCAAGACCUUCGACUCUAGCGCCAACGGUUAUGUCCGCGCUGAAGCGGUCAAUUGCCUGUUUGUCAAAAGACUCGACUUAGCGAUCAGGGACGGGAAUCCUAUUCGGGCGGUGAUUCGCGGGUCAGCGACAAAUUCAGACGGCAAGACUCUCGGGUUGACAACACCAAGUGCCCAGGCUCAACAGGAGUUGAUUCGCGAUGCAUAUCACUACGCCGGCAUUCCUGAGAGUGACAUGUGGCAGACGGCCAUGGUUGAGUGUCACGGCACUGGGACGGCUGUUGGAGAUACCAUUGAAGCAUGCACUGUUGGGACAGUGUUCGGUGACAAGGGCAUGCUGAUCGGUUCCGUGAAACCGAACCUGGGACAUUCAGAAGCUGCUUCAGCCAUUACCAGCAUCGUAAAAGCCGUUUUAUCACUCGAAACUCGUACCAUUAUACCCAAUAUCAAAUUUGAGAAUCCAAGCGUUAGCAUACCGUUUUCAUCAGCUGGCCUGAAAGUCCCGACCGAACCCAUGCCUUGGCCCGAAGAUCGCGCUGAGCGGAUCGGGGUGAACAGUUUUGGCAUAGGAGGAACCAACAUACAUAUAAUUCUAGAAUCGGCGGCAUCGGUGACAAGGCCGACCGCCGUCCGGGGUCCCGGCAACGUGGAUACCCCGCCGCCAUCUCCGCCUCUCCGCAGAGAACCGGCAACUCUGCUCCUUUUCUCUGCUGGCCACGAGGAGUCCCUAAAGGCCAUGGUUCAGGAUUACAAGACAUUUCUGAAAAUGCAGCCGUCGAGUCUGGAGGGACUUGCUCACACUUUGACACAUCGCCGGUCACAUUUGGGCUACCGAACGUUUACUGUUGUGACCGAUGAGUGCGAGAACUUGGUCUUUAACCAACCGUCAUUACCAAGUUUCAGAUCCAACACACAGAAUGCCGGUAUCGCGUUUGUUUUUACUGGCCAGGGCGCCCAGUGGGCAAGGAUGGGCUCUCACCUCCUGAAGACCAGUUGGGAAUUCCUGCAAGAUAUUCGUGAGAUGGAUGCGGCUUUGAAGAGUCUUCCGAAAGACCACCGGCCGAGCUGGGACAUCAGAGGCGAAUUGAUGCGAUCUGAGGCAAUGUCUCGUCUAGGCGAAGCGGAAUAUGCUCAGCCAAUUUGCACAGCCCUGCAGGCUGCCCUUGUACGGCACCUUGCCCGAUACCGCGUUGUACCAAAAGCAGUGGUCGGUCACUCCAGUGGCGAGAUUGCAGCUGCGUACGCUGCUGGUGUGCUCACCCUCAAAGAGGCCAUCAUAGUUGCAUACUACCGUGGCUUCACGGCCAAGAAGUUGAAGAAACAGGGUGCCAUGGCCGCCAUUGGUCUCGGAAGAGACCAAGUAACGCCUUUUCUGGCUGCUGGGGUUACGAUCGCCUGUGAAAACAGCAACUCCAGUAUCACUCUUUCUGGCGAUGUCGAGCCUCUCGAGGGUGUCUGCAAUGCCAUCAAAGAGGCGAAGCCGGACGCUUUGGUCCGACUGUUGAAGGUUGACAAGGCCUAUCAUUCUCAUCACAUGCGCGUGGUGGGUGCAGAGUACCAAGCCCUUCUGAAGCCAUAUCUGAGCCCCAACGCCCCCAAGAUCCCCUUCUUCUCAAGUGUCUCGCUGCAGAGGUUAGAACGCGCAUCAGACUUUGGCCCAGAUUACUGGCAACGCAAUCUCGAGUCUCCUGUGCUUUUCCGUCAAGCUGUCACACGACUUCUUCAAACAUCCUCGACAAGUCUUCACCUUGAAGUUGGCCCACACUCGGCGCUCGCAGGUCCGCUCAAGCAAAUUUACUCGGAAAACGCAAUGACGCCGGCAUACAUCACCGCACAGAAGCGCGGCGCAAACAGCAUGGUCUCGUUCUUGUCAGCAGUUGGCGAGCUCCACUGCCGCGGCGUGCCAGUGGUGUUCCCGGUGUUGGACGGUGUCCGUCCGCUGACGGAUCUUCCGCCGUAUCCUUGGCACCUGAGCAAGACGUACUGGCCAGAAUCAAGAGUCAUCAAGGCGUGGCAGUUUCCUAAGCAUCCCCCUCAUGAGCUGUUAGGCUCGCGUGUGCCUGAUCACAACAGCUCGACGCCCAGCUGGUGGUGUGUUCUAUCACUCGAGAAGGUUCCUUGGCUUAAGGACCACUGCGUAGGCUCAGAUGUCGUUUUCCCCGCCGCCGGAUAUAUCGCUAUGGUUGGAGAAGCCGUCCGCCAAGUAUCUGGUCAGACCGAUUUCACAAUUCGAAAUCUACAGGUCAUGAAUGCUUUGGUUCUCUCCACGGGACAGGGUUUGGAGCUUCUGACAUCGACACGCCGUGAAAGUCUCACUCAAUCCGAUGCCUCUGACUGGUGGGAGGUCAGUAUUCAGAGCUACAAGUCCGGAGCAUGGACUACGCACUGCACCUGUCGCGUGAAAGAUGGACAGGCCUCGCAAGGCCCUGACUUUUCAUCUCUUGCAGAUGAAUCAUUCCUGCGUCCUGUCGAAUCUCGGCGGUGGUACAAAGCUAUGUCUAAAGUGGGGUAUAACUAUGGUCCUCUAUUCAGGGGCAUGCGGAACAUCAGAGCGAGCGUGAGUUCACCUGCUGCCGCCGUGGAAAUUUCAGACGCUCGUGAAUGCAACGAGUUGAAGUCGACGUACGCCCUCCACCCCAGAGCCAUAGACCAAGUCCUCCAGUCUUUGGUGGUAGCCAACAGCUCCGGACAACCACGUCUGCUGGACAAGUUGUAUCUACCCACCCACGUUGACGAGAUCUUCAUCAGCGGCUCCGCAUCGUCCGGGUUGAUUCAUUUGCAGACCUCGACGAAGGGAGGUUCUGCCACCUGUGAGGGCAGCAGCUUUGGGUAUCUUUCUGGAAAGGCCAACGAACCCCCGGUCAUCUUCAUGAAAGAUCUGCGUUUCUCUCCGGUGGACCUUGAGACCUCCGACGACAAGUCAGUCGACUCCAGGGUAGCCCAAUUCCUGUGGAAGCCAGACCUCGACCUCGUCGAUCCGAGACAUUUGGUCUCCUCGCAGGCCGAUGAGUCGUUUUCGUCCAUCCAUGGACUGCUUGAGAAUCUCUUCUUACUUUGUGGUGCUGCUGCCUUGGAUGAUCUAAACGGCUUGGAUCUGGACUUGGAGAGCCAGCCACAUCUCAAGAGGCACUACAAUUGGCUGCAACGCCACGUCUCAGACGCGCACAUCGGACGCCACAUGCCUUCAGAAGACCGUUUGUUGCGGAUAGCUAGCAUCUCCAGGCAGCUUGCACAAACACCCGCCUCGUCAGUGGCCACCCUGAUCAAGCGCUGCUUUACCCAUGCACGAGAAUUCUUCAACUCCGAGCGGGUGCCUCUUGAAGUGUUCCUCCAAGACAACGCGCUACACGAACUUUACGACUGGAUGAAUACUUUGUUCUCUUAUAAGCCUCUGCUAGAACUCCUGUCGCACAAGCGCGGCAGACAUCUCAGGGUUCUGGAAGUUGGCGCCGGGACAGGUGGCUUGACGGCUCGGAUCUUGAGACAUCUCGUAUCUUGCUUCAGUGAGGGACAGGCAGUCGGCAAGUACGUCUUCACAGACGUGUCCGCUGGUUUCUUUCCAGCAGCACAGAAGAGAUUCGAAGAUGUCCCGUCUGGAUUCGUUGACUACCGUGUCUUGGAUAUCAGCCGUUGCCCUGCCGAACAGGGUUUUGGUGGCGAACAGUAUGAUUUGAUUGUCGCCAGCAACGUUCUUCACGCCACCCCAGACUUGACGCAGACCUUGAGACAUGCCAGGUCACUCUUAAAGCCAGAUGGCCGACUGCUUAUGCACGAGCUAUGCAGUGAAACCAAAUGGAUCAACUUCAUCUUUGGCUAUUUCUCGGGGUGGUGGCUCGGAGAGGCUGACCAACGCGUCAACGAACCGUACAUCUCCCCAGCACAAUGGCAAGAGCGUCUGCAAGCCGCAGGCUUCUCUACGCCAAAUGUCUUCUACGAUGGCGUCGGGGAGGAUAAGUUGAACGCCACCAUUGUUGCUCAGCCCACUCCACAGGACCUGCAGCCAUCGCCACAAGCAAAGCAAGUCACAUUGCUCUACGAAGACGAUGAGACGCAUCUCGUGGUAUCUCAGCUGCGUCUAACACUAGAAGGUCAAGGCUACAAGGUCACUUGCACAGGCUUGAUGUCGAAGGAUGUCGAAAUUGCUGGCGCCGUUGUGUCUGCCGUGGACCUUUGCCGGGGAGACGGCUACUUCCACGACAUGACGCAGGAGAAGCUUGAUGCUUUCAAGCGGUUGGUGAAAGCCAUGGAGUCAACGAAUUCUGGUCUCCUCUGGAUCACCAAGUCUUGCCAGUUCAAACCCACCGAUCCGACCUAUGCCCCUGUACUCGGCGUAGCGCGUACAGUUCGCGCCGAGAUGGGCCUCACAUUCGUCACGUUGGAGCUGGAUAACGUGCAAGACGGCGCCCUACAUGCGGUCUCUCAGAUCUUGCACAGAGCCAUCCUUGAUCAAAACCAAUCCCGCGAGAUGGAGUUCGCAAUUUCCUCAGGGAAGGUCUUGAUUCCACGUUGCCAAUGGACACCAAUAUCCCGAUCCCUUCAAGCAACCAGGCCCCCGUCUCCCACAAAGAUGUUACAAAUUGGCAGACCAGGGGCCCUUCAGACUCUCCAUUGGGUAUCUCGCACACUGCCUGAGGAGCUCCUUCCCAACUCCGUACAGAUCAAGGUCCACGCAGCCGGCCUCAACUUCAAAGACGUCGUCACGGCCAUGGGUCUCAUCAUCCCUUCUUCGUCCGAAGGUCUCGGCUGUGAAGCCAGCGGCACAGUGACAGCCACGGGAUCUUCAGUCACGAACCUGCGUGUCGGAGAUCGCGUCAUGGUCUUCGCCCCGCAAGCCGCUUGCUUCUCGACCGACGUACAAGCUCCAGCUCAGCUAUGCGCUCGCAUCCCCGAUUCUCUAAGCUUCGCAGAUGCCGCUGGUAUGCCAUGCAAUUUCAUCACGGUGUUACGAGCUCUGGUUGAAAAGGCCGGACUUCGAGCUGGGCAGAGCGUGUUGAUUCACAGUGCUGCCGGCGGCGUUGGUAUUGCUGCCAUGCAGAUUGCCAGAUGGAUCGGGGCCAAGGUCUAUGCGACGGUCGGCAGCGAUGAGAAAGCCGACUUCGUGUCUAGCGAGUGGGGCGUCCCGAGAGAAAGCAUCUUCUGCUCGCGGGACACGAGUUUCGUUGAGGGUGUCAAGGCAGCAACUGGUGGCCGUGGCGUAGACGUCGUGCUCAACUCUCUCUCGGGCGAGCUGCUUCAUGCCUCGUGGGAAUGCGUAGCUCCCCACGGAACGUUCGUCGAGCUCGGCAAACGCGACACCCUCGCUGGUGGUCGACUUUCUAUGGCGGCUUUUGACGAGAAUCGGUCAUUUGUGGGCGUUGAGAUGGCGAACCUUGCUGCUCAGGAUCCGAGCAUCGUGGGUCGUCUGUUGGAGCAGGCAGUUGCGCUUUAUGAGAAGAGACUGAUCUCGCCGGUAACUCCGUCACGCAUCUUCUGUUGUGGAGAUGUCCAAGAUGCCUUCCGCUACCUCUACAAGGGCACCCACAUUGGCAAGGUCGUCAUCGAUCUCAGCGAUGAAACGCAAGAUGCUUUAAAGGUGGCCCGCCCAACGCCAAGUCCAGCAUUCAAGAAUGACGCUACCUACAUGCUAGUAGGUGGCAUGGGAGGUCUUGGUGGCUCAAUUGCACGAUGGAUGGUCUCUCACGGCGCACGAGACUUGGUUUUCAUUUCCAGGUCAGCCGGUGCUGGCGCUGAAGACCAAUUCCCCAUGGCCGAGCUGGAGGGAAUGGGCUGCAGAACAACUGCCAUUGCAUGCGACAUCACCGACGAAUCAGCUGUCGAAGCCAUCGUUUCGAGGGUGUCUUCAUCGAAGCGCAUCGCCGGCGUCAUCAAUCUUGCAAUGGUCCUUGCAGACGGGUCCCUGUCAACGCUUAGCCUGUCUCAAUGGCAGACAGCAACGAACCCCAAGAUUCGCGGAACGUGGAAUCUGCACCGCGUUCUCCCGGAUGACAUAGACUUCUUUGUGUUAUUCGGCAGCAUGUCUGGUGUCCAUGGGUACCCGGGCCAAGCAAAUUAUGCCGCAGCCAACACCUUCCUAGACAGUUUCGCACAGUAUCGUCGCGGUCACGGAAUGCCGUGCUCAGUUGUUGACCUCGGUGGCGUGGAAGACGUUGGCUAUGUUAGCCGAACUCAGGAUGUCGAGGAUGCCAUGCGAAAGGCCGGUGCAAAGUUGGUUUCCGAGUCGGAGAUGCUGAAGGGCUUGCAGCUUGCGAUCGUCACAUCGCGAGACACUGGCAACGAAGACAACAGCCGUUUGGAUAGCCAACUUGUUGUCGGCCUCGACUGCACUAUCCCCAUCGAUGAUCCAAGCAACCGCGUCGUGUGGAAGCAAGACCCGCGCAUGGUUCACUAUCUGAAUAACUCAGAAGACGCCGCCUCAUCGCAAAACAAUUCUGGUCGACCUGGAUUAGCCGACUACAUCGUCCGUCUUCAAGGCAACCCACAGGAGCUGGAUUCUCAAGCCACUGUCGCAUAUUUAUCAAAGGAAAUUGCUCAGAGGGUCUUUGGUUUCUUGAUGAGAGAGAUUGACGAAGGGGGAGUAGAUACAAGCCUGUCACCGUCGGCGCUUGGUGUCGACUCGCUCAUGACGAUUGAGAUCCGCAACUGGUGGAAGCAUACAAUGGGAGUUGAUGUGAGUGUGCUUCAGCUGACGAGUGCCCAGAGCUUCGAUCAACUGGGACAGCUGGCUGUUGGACAAUUGAAAAAUAAAAUAUCGACUUAA